AUGGAUUUCGCAAAUACGCUCGACUUCUUCGAGCCAGUCGACGAAGCUAUUACGAUAUUUCUGGAUAAUAUCUCUGAUUAUCCAACGAGCUUCUCCGCCCUGAUGCUUCCUCUCCUGGACGUAGUUGCAGAAGUCGCAAACCACGUGUUGGUGAACGAAGGAAAGCUUGAAUUCCGCGAUGUCAGUGCGGAUGGAUUCGAGCUUGAGUAUGAGAUGCUCAAGAUCGAAGAUGUCGUGGUCGUCAAGCUGACGACGGUAUCGUUUGAUGAGUAG
Laetiporus sulphureus 93-53 is the source of this 273-nucleotide messenger RNA. RefSeq lists its product as uncharacterized. Bases 1 to 273 code for a protein of 90 amino acids. The transcript has 2 exons. Lineage: Eukaryota; Fungi; Basidiomycota; Agaricomycetes; Polyporales; Laetiporaceae. The record is from RefSeq and is a predicted model, not a curated record.